Molecule: messenger RNA, 6523 nt
Organism: Eriocheir sinensis (Chinese mitten crab)
Lineage: Eukaryota; Metazoa; Arthropoda; Malacostraca; Decapoda; Varunidae
Exons: 7
Coding region: 2838-3617 (259 amino acids)
Source: RefSeq, a predicted model, not a curated record
UUAACCUCACCCAUAUCGACUGGGCGACACUGUCAGGUACAGAAGGCGAGUCACAUAGAAUGAUCGAAUUUCUAGAAGAAAAUUAUCUAAGCCAAAUGGUUUCUGAGCCAACUCGACAAAAUAAUGUACUCGACCUUGUUAUAACGACCCAAGAUAACCUAGUCAGUAAUGUCACGGUAGGAGAACACCUCGGUUCUUGCGAUCAUAAAUUAGUGCGCGUCGACAUUAGAGCUCAAUCAUCAGUGACUGAAAAUAAAGUAAAGGUGCCCAAUUUCAAAAGAGCUAACUUCGUAGAAAUCCGACAAAAACUAACAGAAAUACAACUAUCGGAUGACGGCAACGUAGAGGAAGCCUGGCUAAGCUUUAAAAAUCACUUACUCACUCAGCAGAACACAUUCGUCCCCUUGUGCGAGAAGCGAAUUAACACUAAUAAAAGCCCACCUUGGUUUAAUAGCGAAAUUAAACAAUCAGUCAAUGAGAGAAAAUUGUUUUACAGGUUAAAGAAAGAACAAAGCACGCCCGAAAACAUUAGACUUUAUAAUGAUGCCAGGCGACGAGUAAAAAGACUAGUAGGUCAGGCAAAGCGUAGAUAUGAAGAAAAUAUUGCAGCCUACUGUAAAAAUAAUCCGAAAUCUUUCUUCAGGUACGUAAACAACAGAAAGGCGAUCAAAAGUGGUAUUGGACCUUUAACAAACAGGGACGGUGCACUAGUGACUGACAGCCAACACAUUGCAAACCUCUUAAACAAUUACUUUUCCUCGGUGUUUAAUACUAAGUCUUCCUCUCGCUACCACCAACACCAGUACUAUUGUAAAUCUCGAGCAUGCAUUGCCUAAUUUUGAAAUAACAACCGAUGAAGUCCUUAAAGCUCUCCAUUCACUUAAAACAAAUAAAAGUCCCGGACCCGACAAAGUAUAUCCCAUACUGCUUAAAGAAACAAAGAGCGAAAUACUCUCCUCCCUCACUACCGUAUUCAAUAUGUCCUUGCGACAAGGCAUCGUCCCUUCGGAUUGGAAAAAGGCUGACGUGACACCGAUUUUUCAGAAAGGAGACAAAAAAUACCAGGUAACUACCGACCCAUUAGUCUAACUUCAAUUGUAGGUAAGCUACUCGAGAGCAUAAUUAGACAAAAUUGUGAGUUACCUCGAAAGCCACUCAUUAAUUGGGGAUUCACAACAUGGCUUCCGUAACAAAAGAUCCUGCCUGUCAAACCUACUGACCUUUUAUAACGAUCUCUUCUCAAUUUAUGACGUAACCAAAUCAGUGGACGUAGUCUAUCUUGAUUUCCAGAAAGCGUUUGAUAAAGUCCCACAUCAUAAAUUACUUUAUAAAUUAAAGCAAAUAGGCACUGACGGUCAAGUAAACCAAUGGAUCGCGAAUUGGUGGCGGUGGCCGAAGUGAUAGCGUACUGGACCCACAUUCGCCGCGUGAUGGACGACGCGGGUUCGAAUCCUCACGCUACCACUCGGAUUUUUCAGUCACCGCCGAGUGGCUUAAAACUACCCACAUGCUGUCCUGAAGACCACCCAUCAACCCGGACUCUAGAGGAAGCCGUCCAAGCGAAUCAAGAACGAGUUCCGGGGGGCAGCAUGAGCCAAUGCAAGAUGGCGCCACUAUAAACACUCGCCUGCGCCAGAACGGGCUGGGCCGACCAUCAGGCCCCACCUGGAAGAAGCCUUGGGCCGACCAUCAGGCCCCACCGGGAAGAUGCCUACCGGCGCAAUAGGCAACAACGCUAAAAAAAAAAAAAAAAAAAAAACAGACAACAAAGAGUUGUGAUUGACGGAUUUAACUCAGAGUGGGCGCCGGUCACUAGUGGCGUCCCUCAGGGCUCGGUUCUUGGCCCAGUGCUCUUCAUUAUUUACAUCAACGACGUGGAUGUUGGACUCAAUAAUCGCAUUAGUAAAUAUGCAGACGACACAAAGAUUGGUAACUCGACUCUCACUGACGAAGACAGGCAAAGCCUCCAAGAGGAUUUGCACAAAAUUUCAGCUUGGUCGGAUAAAUGGGAGAUGCCCUGUAACGUAGACAAGUGCCUGGUCCUUCAAGUUGGAACAAAAAAUAAGAAGUUUGAUUACGAAAUACGCGGCGUUAAACUCAAAAGCGUUCAAUGCGUUAAGGACCUGGGGAUUAAAAUCGCGUCUAACCUCAAAUUCUCACAUCAGUGCAUCGAUGCAGCCGAACAGAAUGUUGGGCUUCAUUAAAAGAAACUUUUUAUUCAAGAAUAAAAAUGUAAUACUUCCGCUCUACAAUAGUUUAGUCAGACCCCACUUGGAAUAUGCGGUACAGUUUUGGUCUCCCCACCAUGCAAAGGACAUUGCUAAACUAGAAGGUGUUCAGCGUCGAGCAACAAAAAUGAUCCCUUCCUUGCGCAACAAAUCCUACGAAGAAAAGCUUUCCACCCUUAACAUGUUCUCAGGGCCGGCCCGACGCAUAAGCGAAGUAAGCGGUGGCUUAGGGCCCCGAGGCCACAAGGGGGCCCCCAAGAGCAAUAAAAAAUAUAUUGUAGCCUAUUUGUUAUUUUUCGCCCAUGUAUAAAUAGUGAUUUCUAUAUGAUCAAAGAUAUAUUAUUGUACAAAGAGACAAUUUCAAUAGAGUGCUGGUGGUGGCACCACCCUCUAAUAUUCUUCCAUGGGACCCAAACAACCAGUGUGCAAAGUUUGUUGCUUUAAUCCAGCGUGUCACUUUUUUUUUCGCUAAGCCACCGCCCACCGGACUAUAAGGCUUCGCUGCACCGGCGCUUCCUGCCCAGAAAAACAACAACAAACACGUGCAACUGACGGUUCCCGACAUGCAGUGUGCCCUGCGCAUCCUUAACAUAGGUUGUUAGGCUAACGAUGUCACAAAAAAGGACAUAUCCCUCAGGGGCAGAGAAAAGAAAAAGGAAGAAAGAGGAAGAGGAGAAAAAAUGUCGAGAUAAAGGAGCACUGUUAAAGUAUUUUGGAGGCACAGAAGCAGCCCAGUGGCAGUCAGCAUCCUCAGGCUCAACUGUAUGCAAUCCAUCAGAGCUUGCACCCCCAUCUUGUGUGCCCAAUGUCCCCUCCGUGUCUGCAACCACGGAUGAUCUACCUGGUCCAUCUACAUCCUCUACAGAGCUCACACCCCCAUCUUGUGUGCCCACUGUCCCCUCUGUGUCUGCAACUACAGACGAUCUACCUGGUCCAUCUACAUCCUCUACAGAGCUCACACCCCAGCUUGUGUGCCCACUGUCCCCUCUGUGUCUGCAACUACAGAUGAUCUACCUGCAACCUCCACCACAACGUCCACUUCUCACCACGGAUCAUCAUCAGCUCCACCAGUGGACCCAGCUGAGUGGCCUUCUUUUCUGUCAGAUUCAGACCGGACUGAGCAGUGCAGAGUGGCACUGGGAAAUCUCUCCCGCAUCCAGGGUCAGCGAAACCCGAGGAAGCAUGGGGACCCAGAAGAACCUCGUCAACCCCACCAGGAAUAUCUGGGACGACCUGGGCUCCCUGCAGAAGGUGUGGAAAAGGGGCUGGAAAGGCCCUACCACGCAACCCCGGAUGCCAGGAGGAGGUGGGAGGUACACACCUGACACCCUACCAGGAUGCCGGGUCCUGAUGAGACCCCAAGGCACUCGUGCCUAUAUUAUGGAAUAAUGUAGUACAUAUGGUUGGCCGCGAUUGAAAACCAAUUUUUUUGUGACCCUUAAAUAAUCUAGUAAUGUAUUUUUUUUAUGUUUAGUAGGAUGUUUUAUAUAAGAUGUAACUAUGUUUUAUUUGGAGUGUGUAGAAAUGUGAUUGUUUUUAGACAUGUUACCCAUGGGUUAGAGACUUUGAGAAAGGGAUUUCAGUCUCAGGAAGGAGGGAGCCGUGUAACGGUCCGAAUGUGAGUGAACGAGAAUGUGAGUAAGUCAGUGAGUAACAGUGAGUAAGUGUAAGCGAAUGUGAAUGAACGAGAGAAUGUGAGUAAGUCGGUGAGUGACAGAGUGAGUAAGUGUGAGCGAGUGGGAGCGUGAGUGAGUGAGAGUGAAUGAGUGAAAGAGUGAAUGGGUAGCUGAGGAAUGUAAGUGCGUAAAAGGUUAUGAGAAGAUAACACGGCGAGCGAAUGAGCGAAUAUAUGAACGAGUUACUGAAAUCCCUCAUCUCAAAGCCUCGAACCCCUCCAAGAAACCAAUAACUAGUUAGUUAGAUAGGUAGGGGUUUGAUUGUAAAAGAAUGUUCCGGAAGGGAGAGAGAGUCAGUAAUGCGGGGUUAAAAGAUCACGUGAUGGAGGAGAGAAGCUGAUGAGUAAGCGAGGAGGAGGAGGAAGAGACCAGAAGCGGGGUAGACUUGAGGAGGCAAGCACCACUGCAGAAAGCCAGAAGCUUGGAGGACGCACACACCGCCCACGGCCUGCUGUGUGAGGCGGGCUAGCAGGAGACGUGCAGCAGCCCUAACAAGGAAAGGCAGCGAGUUGGAGCUGGAGUUGAGAGCGGUGUCCACCUCUCCACUCAGCCCCCCCCCGAAAAACCACCCACGGCCUGCGGGGUGAGACGGACUACAGGAUGGGAACUUGUAUGGCGGGGUAACCUGCCCCUCGACUGUCCUGGGGGCCGAAAUACCACUGCCCCAAGCUGCUCCCUACAUCAAAGGGCGCCCGCCUCUUCAUACCACCCGAGUCGCUCCAUCUCUACAUCAAGCGGCGCCCGUCUGUCCAGCACCAGGACCGCCCAUUCCCAUCGUGGACGUCCUCUGCCGAGCCCGACACUCACGCCAGCUCCUCCUCCUCCGCAUCCAGCAACUACAGAGCUAAGCAUUCUGUGUAUUCCCCAAAUCUCCCUUGUGCCGGUAGUUAGCUAGUUUAGAGGCCUACAGCCUGUCGGUCAUUCAUUUUUUUUUUCAUAUUUUUAUUAGCACUCCGCUAACCUUUAAAGUAAACCAAAUACAUAUUUAUAUAUAACCUUACUGAGUGUUAUCAUUUGGAGCCUGUUUUGCUGCUCAUUGGAAAUUACUGAAUCAUACACACAUCCCCUCCAUAGUACAUUAUCACCAUCCAAUUUCUUAAUGCUGUCGCAAAAGUGGUUCCCACGGAGAUCCUCCCACCCUCCAUAAUUAACCACACAAGUAACGCCCUUCUGGUCACAAACUCCGGAACGAGUGUUCACUUGUCCUGAGGCCUUAACAUCCGGGACCAGCGCUCGACAACUACCACGCUACCACAUACCAUUCACUACCCUAGUGGUUGUCAUAAAAAGGGAUGUAGCUUUCAUUUUUAUUUAUUUAAUUUAAUAUUUUCUCUAUUGUCCACGCUACACUACUGAGCCCACAAUAAAGGUUGAGACACACUCACUUGCCGAAGAAAUUGCAUCCUUCAGAUUUCAAAUUUGCUGUGUGGUUUGGUACGACAUUCUCUCCCAGAUUAACACAACAAGCAAGCUACUCCAGUCGGUCAACAUGCAGCUAGAGGUUGCUGUAGGUAUCAUUAAAAAAAAUAAAGCAAAUUUAAUCCGUUACAGAGCAACUGGUUUUAAAGAUGCACAGACCUCAGCAAGAGAGAAAUGUGAGGAAAUGAACACUGAAGCUGUGCUGAAACAGAAGAGACUGCGAACUACAAAAAGGCACUUUGCCUAUGAGUCGCCUGAUGAGCCUGAAACUGAUCCAAUGAAGAGGCUGGAAGUCUCUUUUUUUAAUGCUGUGGUAGACUGUACCAUCCAGUCUUUGGAGGACCGCUUUCAGUCCCUAGGUGAGGUCAGGAGCAUUUUUGGAGUGCUUUCUAACUUUGGGCAGCUUGAUGCACAGACAAGGAAGAACCAGUGUCAGCUUCUCAGCGACAAACUAACUUUCGGAGAACAGUCAGAUAUUGAUGGGAGUGCACUGGCUACAGAGCUGGAGAACCUUCCAGAACUUCCUGAAGCGCAGAUGACCCCAUUUGAACUGCUGACUUACCUCUCUCAAAACGAGAUCUGUGAGUUGUACCCAAAUCUUUGGGUAGCUCUGAGGAUAGCCUGCACUCUCCCUGUGACGGUUGCAUCUGCGGAGGAGCUUUUCCAAGCUCAAAUUGAUAAAGAAUUACUUGAGAUCUUCCAUGGCACAAGAAAGGCUUAGUGGACUGGCAGUGAUAAGUAUCAACAGCAAAGUUAGCCAUCAGAUUUCUUAUUCAGAUGUCAUAAAUUACUUUGCCUCUAGAAAAGCCAGGAAGCAUAGGUUUUAAGACUGGGUGAAAUAAACCAUUUGUGUUACUUUGUUUUAGGUACAGUACAGUAGCUCUGUUCAUUUAUAUCAUUAAAUAUUUGUGUGGUAUUUAUUCAUUAUUUUAUUUUAUUCUUUAUGUCUUUGUACAAUUGAAUUUAUAAUUAUUUUUGUGAGCUAAUAAAGCUGAAAUUUGGAAGUGUUAUUUGUUUUUAUUGAUCUUGCAUUACAAUUUAUUGUUCCACAUUGCCGUUGCACUUUUUUUAAACCAAAUUAAACAUGACACAUUUACAGUAAGAACAUUGUCUACCUGUUUAUUUACUUAGGGGGCCCCCAAAUACAAUUUCGCUUAGAGCCCCAUGGAGGCUUGGGCCGGCCCUGCAUGUUCUCUCUUG